AUGUCCGACUACUACGGCGCCCCUCAACCACCUCCCUACACCCCCCCAGCGGGCCAAUACAACUCCCCGCCACCCAACACCUACGGCUCCCCCGCUCCCAGCGCCUACCAACAACAACCCCCGCAACAACCCUACGGCGCCUACACCCCUGACGCCAAAGCCCCCACCGGCUACUACGACAACACCUACGGCGCCACCCCCAGCCCACAACCCUACUACCCCCCUCAGCAGCAAUACGGCACCUACCAGCAGCCGCAGCCCCAACAGCCCCAGCAGCAAUACGGGUACACUUCGCCGCCGCCCCAGCAGCCCUACUACCCCCCCACCGGCGGCGACUACUACGCCGGUAGCCGCUCCGCCUCCGCUACGCCGUCGGCGGCGUCCACGGGAUAUCCCCCGCAGCAGCAGGCAUACGCGGUACAGCAGCAUCAGCAGCCGAUGUAUCAUCAGCCACAGGGUCCCGGGGGCUCAAUGGACCCGUAUGCGUACCAGCAGCCGUCGGGGCCUGGCGCGUAUGCGGAUGGGUCGCAGCCGGGGUAUGGGCAGCAGCAGCCGGGGGCGGAGGGAGAGAGGGGGUUGGGCAGUACGUUGAUUGGUGGGGGCGCGGGAGCGUUCAUUGGGAGUAAGAUGGGAUUUGGGAAAGUCGGAGGCGCGGUAGGGGGAGCUAUCGCGGCGAACUUGUUGAGCCACCACAGUAAGAAGAAGAAGCACCACUAA
Morchella sextelata is the source of this 717-nucleotide messenger RNA. RefSeq lists its product as uncharacterized. The transcript is spliced from 2 exons. The coding region runs from base 1 to 717 and encodes 238 amino acids. NCBI's taxonomy places the organism in Eukaryota, Fungi, Ascomycota, Pezizomycetes, Pezizales, Morchellaceae. The record is from RefSeq and is a predicted model, not a curated record.